Mandrillus leucophaeus (drill) is the source of this 1862-nucleotide messenger RNA. It is a transcript of the gene TTC5, whose product is annotated as tetratricopeptide repeat domain 5. The coding region runs from base 56 to 1378 and encodes 440 amino acids. Gene Ontology annotation, molecular function: protein binding. The record is from RefSeq and is a predicted model, not a curated record. The transcript is spliced from 10 exons. NCBI's taxonomy places the organism in Eukaryota, Metazoa, Chordata, Mammalia, Primates, Cercopithecidae.
UGAGAGAGGGCGUGCGUCUCUGUGGUUAUAAAGUUGGGGGUGGAGUGGCCGGGAGAUGAUGGCUGAUGAAGAGGAAGAAGUCAAGCCGAUCUUGCAGAAAUUGCAGGAACUAGUGGAUCAGCUCUAUUCAUUUCGAGACUGCUAUUUUGAGACACAUAGUGUUGAGGAUGCUGGGAGGAAGCAACAGGAUGUGCGGAAGGAGAUGGAGAAGACCCUACAGCAGAUGGAAGAAGUAGUGGGUUCUGUCCAGGGCAAGGCGCAAGUUCUGAUGCUAACUGGGAAAGCACUAAAUGUGACUCCUGACUAUAGCCCUAAGGCUGAGGAGCUUCUGUCAAAGGCUGUGAAGCUGGAGCCCAAGCUGGUGGAAGCCUGGAACCAGCUGGGUGAGGUGUACUGGAAAAAAGGGGAUGUUGCAGCUGCCCACACCUGCUUCUCAGGAGCCCUUACCCAUUGCAGGAACAAAGUCUCCUUGCAAAACCUGUCAAUGGUGCUUCGCCAGCUGCGGACUGGCACUGAAGAUGAACAUUCUCACCAUGUCAUGGACAGUGUCCGACAGGCUAAGCUGGCUGUUCAGAUGGAUGUCCAUGAUGGCCGCUCCUGGUAUAUCCUUGGGAAUUCAUAUCUUUCCCUUUACUUCUCUACUGGCCAGAACCCAAAGAUCUCCCAGCAAGCCCUCAGUGCCUAUGCCCAAGCGGAGAAGGUUGACAGAAAAGCUUCUAGCAAUCCUGACCUUCAUUUGAACAGGGCGACGUUGCAUAAAUACGAAGAGAGCUAUGGGGAGGCCCUGGAGGGCUUCUCUCGGGCUGCUGCCCUGGACCCUGCCUGGCCAGAGCCCCGGCAACGAGAGCAACAACUUCUGGAAUUCCUGGAUAGAUUAACCAGCCUCCUUGAGAGUAAGGGAAAGGUGAAGACCAAAAAGCUGCAGAGCAUGCUGGGAAGCUUGCGCCCAGCCCAUCUAGGCCCUUGCAGUGAUGGGCACUACCAGUCAGCCUCUGGGCAGAAAGUGACCCUGGAGCUCAAGCCACUGAGUACGCUUCAGCCUGGGGUGAACAGUGGUGCCGUCAUCCUGGGAAAGGUGGUGUUUAGCCUUACCACAGAAGAGAAAGUCCCCUUUACAUUUGGCCUGGUAGAUUCAGAUGGACCUUGCUAUGCAGUGAUGGUGUACAAUAUAGUGCAGAGCUGGGGAGUGCUCAUUGGAGACUCUGUAGCCAUCCCUGAGCCUAACCUGCGUCUUCACCGAAUUCAGCACAAGGGAAAGGACUAUUCCUUUUCCAGUGUUCGAGUGGAGACGCCCCUCCUGCUGGUGGUGAAUGGGAAGCCUCAGGGAUCCAGCAGCCAGGCUGUUGCUACAGUGGCAUCGCGACCACAGUGUGAAUGACCUUCUUUGACUUGUGUGCUCAACAGGGACUGGAGGAGAGGGGCCAAGGCUCUGUGCAGUUGGUCCAGCCACAUCCAGUGAUUCAGCAGGAAUGGGAGGAAUGUUUUAAAUGAACUUUCCUUUUCCCUGCCUGUAUUACGCUUCGUAUCUCUUCUCUCUCCUCUGUCCUCAUCAUGUUCCAGCUCUCUCCAGGGCCACAUACUCUUCUGGCAUAUCUCUGCUGUCUCUUCCACUGCUCUCUAUGUUUUAAGCAAAGAGCAUGGAAUUGGUAGAAGUCUUGGGAUCUUGCCAUGGGACACAGUCCCCAAGGUUCCUGUUGUUGCCUCCUUCCUAAGCCUCAUAUGUAUAUAUCAGUUCAGUAUUUAUUGCUAAAGGAAGGGGCUUAAUUUUAUAAUGGCUUUGUUUUUAGCAAUUUUUAUUGUUAUUUUUAAAAUUUAGGUCCUUCCUCUUCUUUGGGGCUGGAACAGAAUAAAUUUGUUUGGAA